AUGUUCUUGAGAAAUAACAUUUUGAGAUCCGCCAAAUUGGCUACUAGAACCAUGACUACAUUGACUCCAGUCACCACCAAAUUGGCUCCACCAGCUGCUGCCUCAUAUUCUCAAGCAAUGAAAGCAAACAAUUUCGUUUACGUUUCCGGUCAAAUUCCAUACACUCCAGAAAAUAAACCUGUUGAAGGUUCCAUUUCUGAUAAGGCUGAACAAGUUUUCCAAAAUGUUAGAAAUAUCUUGGAAGCAAGUAAUUCUUCAUUAGAUAAGAUUGUUAAAGUUAAUGUGUUCCUAGCUGAUAUUAAUAACUUUAAGGAAUUCAAUGGUGUAUAUGCCAAGUAUUUUAACACCCACAAGCCUGCAAGAUCUUGUGUCGCUGUUAAGGCUUUACCAUUGAAUGUUGAUUUGGAAGUUGAAGUCAUUGCUGUUGAAAAAUAA
This is a messenger RNA of Naumovozyma dairenensis CBS 421, 435 nucleotides long. It is a transcript of the gene MMF1, whose product is annotated as isoleucine biosynthesis protein MMF1. NCBI's taxonomy places the organism in Eukaryota, Fungi, Ascomycota, Saccharomycetes, Saccharomycetales, Saccharomycetaceae. The transcript has a single exon. The coding region runs from base 1 to 435 and encodes 144 amino acids. Gene Ontology annotation, cellular component: cytosol; mitochondrion. The record is from RefSeq and is a predicted model, not a curated record. Gene Ontology annotation, molecular function: deaminase activity.